AAAACAAAAAAAAAAAAUCAGUGCGGAGCGCCAGGGCGUAGGAAGGAGCCUCUGUCCGUGUCGGCGCUAGGAAGUGACGGGAUGGCUCCGCCUGCCGUCAGGAAAACAUUAACUUGGAGUUGUGCUGUGGAUUUGGGUGAAACAGGUUAGAGAGUGCCUUGCAGAGCACAGGCUGCCGCUGAACAGGUGCGCACGGCAAUGCAGAUCCCAAUUUUUACGGUCGAUGCAUUUACAAACCGGCCAUUCGCUGGAAAUCCUGCGGCAGUUUGUCUGCUUGAAAAUGACUUGGAUGAAGAUUUGUACCAAAAAAUUGCAACAGAAAUGAACCUUUCAGAAACAGCUUUCAUCAGAAAACUGAAACCUGGAGAUGACUUUUCCAAAAGUUCCUGCUUUGGGCUGAGAUGGUUCACCCCAGUCAGUGAAAUUCGUCUCUGUGGUCAUGCUACUCUUGCAUCAGCUGCUGUGUUAUUUCACAUACAAAAAAAUACAAAUUCAGUUCUCUCGUUUAUGACACUGAGUGGGGAAUUAAAGGCCAGACAAGUGAAAGAUCAUAUUGUCCUGGACUUGCCACUUUGCCCAGCUUACCCCCAGGAACUUAAGGAAGUAGAAAAAUUAAUAAAGGCAGCUGUUGGUGACCUGAGUGUUGAAGAUGUGCGUUACUCUCCCGACAUAAAGAGCCUCUUAGUCCGCCUCAGUGAUACUUAUGAAAGGUCUGUGCUGGAAGAAUUGAAAGUGAGUGCACAACACUUUUUGUCAGCUGAAAAGACAGGAAAAGUGAAAGGAGUCAUACUCACUGUUAAGGGAAAUUCCAGUGGAAAAGGCCAUGAUUUUUACUCCAGAUAUUUUGCACCUUGGUAUGGAGUUCUGGAAGACCCUGUAUGUGGAUCUGCUCAUGCUGUUUUAGGCAGCUACUGGUCAGAGCAGCUGGGGAAGAAAGAAAUGCUUGCUUUUCAAUGUUCCCCCCGUGGAGGAGAGUUGAAGAUUUCCGUGCGCAGUGACGGAAGAGUUGACAUUGCGGGGCAAAGUGCUGUUGUGUUAAAAGGAAACCUGACUUUCUGAAAAGUCUGAAAGAACUGGCACUAGUAUUCUUCUUGCUAAUCACUAAUCUUUAUGUUCCUCUCCUUAUACUGAUUUUAUCUCAGCUCUAGGCAGUGAAUUACUACUGUUCUCAAAAGUCUUUGAUUACUAAUUGUCCAUUUUUAAAAAUUGCUUGUAAAUACUCACUUCUGAUCUUCAGGAUCCUUGGUGUUCUUCACUUCUAUCUUGCCACUUCUGAUGUGCACUGACCUAUGAAAUGUUUGAGUACAGCUAUCUUGUUUUUCUGCUUUUAAAUUAUUCUUCUCUUUAUUUCCAAAUUCCAUAAUAAAAGCCCUUACUGCAUCCUGGAUUAAACUGUAAGCAUCUGUUUGAUAAUCAAGCUUUUCCUAUAUAGAUAAUUUUUCAUGAAGUCUGAAUUAAUUUUUUAAAAAAAAGUUACUUUCUCAUCUAUAUAUUGAAAUGACAUGUUCAUUAACUUACUUGAAUUAAAAUAUGCAAACAUA
Molecule: messenger RNA, 1541 nt
Organism: Oenanthe melanoleuca
Lineage: Eukaryota; Metazoa; Chordata; Aves; Passeriformes; Muscicapidae
Gene: PBLD
Product: phenazine biosynthesis like protein domain containing
Exons: 9
Coding region: 199-1059 (286 amino acids)
Biological process (GO): biosynthetic process
Cellular component (GO): cytoplasm
Molecular function (GO): isomerase activity
Source: RefSeq, a predicted model, not a curated record